This is a messenger RNA of Penicillium oxalicum, 1830 nucleotides long. RefSeq names its product NDT80/PhoG-like DNA-binding family protein. Gene Ontology annotation, cellular component: nuclear chromosome. Gene Ontology annotation, molecular function: DNA binding; DNA-binding transcription factor activity. Gene Ontology annotation, biological process: meiotic cell cycle; positive regulation of transcription by RNA polymerase II. NCBI's taxonomy places the organism in Eukaryota, Fungi, Ascomycota, Eurotiomycetes, Eurotiales, Aspergillaceae. The record is from RefSeq and is a predicted model, not a curated record. The transcript has 2 exons. The coding region runs from base 1 to 1830 and encodes 609 amino acids.
AUGGAGGGCUUUGACACCAUGGCCAUGCCACCUUUUCUAGCCAGCCCACUCUCCCUUGGUAAUCUCCAGGGCACCGAUUACCUCAAUGCGAUGCCCGGUCUCGACCUCCCAGAUCACCGCUCCAAUUUCGACUCAGAAACCUUUGUGAGCGAGGAUCUAGCUUUCAAUCAGAAUAGUUUGUCGCAUUCAAUAAAGCGCUUCUCGUCCGGCUAUGAUGAUCCAUUUAAUGACAUGGUCGCCCCGUUUGAUCCCCUACCUCAAGAACAGCCACAAGACUCGUCUAUCGACCACAAUAAUAAGCUGUUGAGCUUUUCGAUUCCCGUGUAUCAUUUUACCCUCCUCGACUACUCUAUGCGCCGCACCUCGCUCUCCGUCUCCGCCCAACUGCACGGCAUGUUCUUUCUGGCCGAGUCACCCUACACUACUUCUCCAUCCGAGAAUCCUCCGCCACAAUUAGGUGCCGAGUUGACCUGUUACCGCCGUAACCUCUUCCAAAUUACCGGUUCCGUCACGUUGCCUCGGGGAAUGCGUUAUAUCAUGACGGACCAAGGCGAUCGUAUUCCAAUCCUGGCCCAAGAGUUGACCGUAUCGGCAACAGAGUCGGUGGAGGGUAAUCCCGUCAAGAUCAUAUCCGUUCCCUGGAAGACUCCCUCCGCUGCAGCCGCCGCCAACUCGGGGAGCACGCUCGAGGAACCCCUCCCGAGCGGUGCCGCCAAAGUAGAGAAGGAACCACCACCAAUUCCCCUCGAUAUCAUGGCGGGCCAGGAUCUGGACACCGACUACGCGACCUUCCCGAUCGCCUGGAAGCGAUUGCAGUUCCGGGUUGCGACGGCGAACAACGGUCGACGGAAGGAAUUGCAGCAACACUUUGUCGUGCGACUCAAGGUUGUCGCGACGCUCUCCACAGGAGCCAAGAUUGCCAUCUCCGAGGUACAAUCGGGACCGGUGAUUGUUCGUGGCCGCAGUCCACGCAAUUUCCAGUCCCGUAAGGAUCUGCCUCUGAGCGGCAGUGCGGCUGCCUCCCGCAAAAACCAGGCCAAUGCCGCCGCCGCUGCCGCUCUCAACCGAACGCCCACCAGUGAAUCGCUCCCUCGCCGUACCAGUGUGACCCCGGCCAAGAACAAGCCGGGCUCGGCGACAGCUCAGAGCAGCUCCCCCGAGACAUCCUCAGUUCCACCCCCAUCCAUGAUGCAGCAACCACCCUCACAACCCCCCGGUGAUUGGACACCGAUCCCUCCCCCCAACGCCAACGCCGUCUUACCCCGUCAGCCUCUGUACCCUCAUUCCAGUCCCGAGCAGGUUUCCCAGGCCGCCGAUGCGCAGCGCCGUGUCAGCAUGGCGACAACGGCGGCAGCGUCCUCGGCGCCGAUCAACCUGUCUCUCAUGGAUGACGAUCCUGUCGGAGGUCAUGACGGUGGUUUACAUUUGGGCCAUAAGAUUCCAGCGGGGUUCCACCACAACGAGAUGUCUCGGCAAAGGUCGAUUAGUAUUGAUCAAUCGGGUGCCCAACCACCCGCAAAGAUGCGCAAGAUGUCUCACCCCAUGUCCCAUCAGUCUGUCCGCAGUACCACCACGACCUCCUCGGCCUCAUUACCGCUUCUGGAGACGGCGAACCUUCCACAUCAGUUCGUGUCCUCAUUACCUUUCCCCAAUGAAGGCACUGAUUUCCUAUAUGAAUACUUUCCUCUGGGAUUGGACGAUUGGCAAGCGCCCGUGGACGCCGUCUAUCGACCCCAUGUGGUUCACCACACGAAUAUGCCGGAAAUGAAAUUUGUCGCAGGUACUCGAGGUCGAAGCAAACGGUAUUUUGCCGCCGAGGAUGUUUUCUAA